AUGAACUUUGCAGGCUUAAGCCCCGUAGCAGGCAACGGUAACGACUCCGGUCGACGACUUCCUCGCAGUCAAGACACUGCGGCGAGCGGCGGCUCCAAUAUGACGCCCAAUGAAACCAGGCAAACCCACAAUUACAAGUACCUGGUGGCCGACGAAUUGCAAAAGCUUCGGGACUCUUCGCACCACGCCCAACGAGGCGAACGGUCGUUGGAUACCGAGUCAGAGCACAAUGGUAUCAUCAAGGGUCUACUGUAUCCUGGAAUUGAACAGAACGAGGAUGAAGACGAUGACAUUGAUGAUUUUUUUGAAGAGGAUUAUCAAAUGGCGCAAGCGAAUGUCAAUCCCUCGGUCGUGCGGGGGAUUAUUCCUAAUCGUUCUCAAAUGAUGGACAUUGAUCGGCAUACAAACAAUAUGGAUACCACAGACUCUCAGAGAUCGAGGCAUCGACUUAGACUGGGGAACGAAUUCACUGAUUUGGUUGGUGAAAAAACGAGGCGGUAA
Cylindrotheca closterium is the source of this 501-nucleotide messenger RNA. The record is from the annotation of a GenBank genome assembly. NCBI's taxonomy places the organism in Eukaryota, Bacillariophyta, Bacillariophyceae, Bacillariales, Bacillariaceae.